UUAUGGUAUUGUAGUCAGGAAGCCAGAAUUGUGGAGGCCAAAAAGCAUGCUGGGGCUGUGUUCCAAACAUUGAGAUAGAGGUACAUAAUUAUCCAGCACAGGAGGUCUUUCCAGGGACUCGUCCCCCAGCAACUGUGGCAAUUAAACUAUGAAAAGAAUUUGGUUUCGCUUCAUCUUCGCUGGACUCCACUUCUUCUGGGAGAGUGCAAUCCUUGAAGCCCGUUUGCUGUCCGGGUGGUAAAGAGUGGUUUGGCUCCAUGGAUGGGUGCAGAGCUCUGAUUUUUGCGUUCUUGCACCUUCACAAGCCAGGAGUUUGGGUUUGCUGCUGCCCUGUGGAUGAAGAAUCUCUUCUUUCUGCCGGCAGAUGUUGAGGUGCAGGAGCCAAUAAAAAUCUUCAGCAGCAGCCGGCGUUCCAAGGGAGGAGGCACUGCCCUGGCCGAAGGCACAGCUUUCUCUCCAUGCUUCUCUAGAGGUGCUCAGAUGGGAUUAAAGUCCACAUGGAGAUAUGGAAAUGGACCAGGAAUUUACUCUAAAAAGAUGGUCAGCUGGGAUUCGGGUUGCCUUAUCUGCCUGGUGGUGGUCACCAUGGCUGGACUUUGCCUGGCUCGACCUUCGUUUAAUUUAGUUGUUGAAGACACCACGGUGGAACCCGAAGAGCCGCCAACCAAAUAUCAAAUCUCUCAGCCAGAUGUUUACUCAGCACUUCCAGGAGAGCCGCUUGAGUUGCGCUGUCAAUUGAGAGACGCCGUCAUGAUCAGUUGGACUAAGGAUGGGCUCCCUUUGGGGCCUGACAAUAGGACAGUGAUUAUUGGGGAGUACUUACAAAUUAAGGAUGCCACAGCCAGAGAUUCGGGCCUCUAUGCUUGCACUGCUGUUAGGACCCUAGACAGUGAUACUCUGUACUUCAUUGUAAAUGUCACAGAUGCUCUUUCCUCUGGGGAUGAUGAAGAUGACAAUGAUGGGUCCGAGGACUUUGUGAAUGACAGCAACCAGAUGAGGGCUCCUUACUGGACACACACGGACAAGAUGGAGAAGAGGCUCCACGCCGUGCCGGCCGCCAACACCGUCAAGUUCCGCUGCCCGGCCAUGGGGAACCCGACGCCGACCAUGCGCUGGCUCAAGAACGGCAAGGAGUUCAAGCAGGAGCACCGCAUUGGCGGCUACAAGGUCCGAAACCAGCACUGGAGCCUGAUCAUGGAGAGCGUGGUGCCGUCGGACAAAGGGAACUACACGUGCAUAGUGGAGAACCAGUACGGCUCCAUCAACCACACCUACCACCUGGACGUGGUUGAGCGCUCCCCGCACCGGCCCAUCCUGCAGGCGGGGCUCCCCGCCAACGCCUCGGCCGUGGUGGGGGGCGACGCCGAGUUCGUCUGCAAGGUGUACAGCGAUGCCCAGCCCCACAUCCAGUGGAUCAAGCACGUGGAGAGGAACGGCAGCAAGUACGGGCCGGACGGGCUGCCCUACCUGCAGGUGUUAAAGCACUCGGGGAUAAAUAGUUCCAAUGCUGAAGUGCUGACACUGUACAAUGUGACAGAGGCGGACGCUGGAGAAUAUAUUUGUAAGGUCUCCAAUUAUAUAGGGGAGGCCAACCAGUCUGCCUGGCUCUCUGUUCUGCCAAGCGCACAAGCUCCUGAGAAAGAGAAGGAAUACCCAGCCUCUCCAGACUACCUGGAAAUAGCAAUUUACUGCAUAGGGGUGUUCCUGAUUGCCUGCAUGGUGCUGACCGUGGUCGUGUGCCGCAUGAAGAACACCACCAAGAAGCCGGAUUUCAGCAGCCAGCCCGCCGUCCACAAGCUGACCAAGAGAAUCCCCCUGCGCAGACAGGUAACAGUGUCGGCCGACUCGAGCUCCUCCAUGAAUUCCAACACCCCUCUGGUGAGGAUCACCACCCGCCUCUCCUCCACUGCUGAUGCCCCCAUGCUGGCAGGAGUCUCGGAGUAUGAGCUGCCAGAAGACCCAAAGUGGGAGUUCCCAAGAGAUAAGCUGACUCUGGGCAAGCCCCUGGGAGAAGGCUGCUUUGGGCAAGUGGUCAUGGCCGAGGCCGUGGGGAUUGACAAGGACAGGCCAAAAGAGGCAGUGACCGUGGCAGUGAAGAUGUUGAAAGAUGAUGCCACAGAAAAAGACCUGUCUGACCUGGUGUCAGAGAUGGAGAUGAUGAAGAUGAUUGGGAAGCAUAAAAAUAUCAUCAAUCUUCUUGGAGCCUGUACCCAGGAUGGCCCCUUGUAUGUGAUAGUGGAAUAUGCUUCCAAGGGGAACCUGCGGGAGUACCUGCGGGCGCGCCGCCCACCCGGCAUGGAGUACUCCUUCGACAUCAACAGGGUGCCCGAGGAGCAGAUGACCUUCAAGGACCUGGUGUCCUGCACCUACCAGCUGGCACGAGGCAUGGAGUACCUGGCUUCCCAAAAAUGCAUCCAUCGAGACUUGGCCGCAAGAAAUGUUUUGGUAACCGAAAACAACGUCAUGAAAAUAGCAGACUUUGGUUUAGCCAGAGACAUCAACAAUAUAGAUUAUUAUAAAAAGACUACUAAUGGACGGCUUCCAGUAAAGUGGAUGGCUCCAGAAGCUCUGUUUGACAGAGUUUACACACAUCAAAGUGAUGUCUGGUCAUUUGGUGUGCUAAUGUGGGAGAUCUUCACCUUAGGAGGGUCACCCUACCCAGGAAUCCCAGUGGAGGAACUUUUCAAGCUGCUUAAAGAAGGGCACCGGAUGGAUAAACCUGCCAACUGCACCAAUGAGCUCUAUAUGAUGAUGAGAGAUUGCUGGCAUGCUGUGCCUUCUCACAGACCCACUUUCAAACAGUUGGUGGAGGACUUGGACCGGAUUCUCACUCUCACAACUAAUGAGGAGUAUCUGGACCUCAGUGGACCUCUGGAGCAGUAUUCGCCCAGCUACCCCGACACCAGGAGCUCGUGCUCCUCGGGGGACGACUCCGUGUUCUCUCCCGACCCGAUGCCUUACGAACCUUGUCUCCCCAAGUACCAGCACAUCAACGGGACUGUGAAAACAUGAAAAGAGCAGCCACCAGGCAAGAGCAUCAGGCUACCUGCCAUGUAUGCAAAGCAAAAGCUUUUCUCCAGGACCUUCGUGUUUCUGCUUGUACAUAGGAAAUAUGGAAAAAAGAAAAAAAAAAAAAAAAAAAAAAA
Molecule: messenger RNA, 3146 nt
Organism: Ficedula albicollis (Collared flycatcher)
Lineage: Eukaryota; Metazoa; Chordata; Aves; Passeriformes; Muscicapidae
Gene: FGFR2
Product: fibroblast growth factor receptor 2
Exons: 18
Coding region: 337-3012 (891 amino acids)
Biological process (GO): fibroblast growth factor receptor signaling pathway; positive regulation of kinase activity; positive regulation of cell population proliferation
Cellular component (GO): signaling receptor complex; membrane
Molecular function (GO): ATP binding; fibroblast growth factor receptor activity; fibroblast growth factor binding
Source: RefSeq, a predicted model, not a curated record